CGGGCUACAGACGGAGUAUUUACAUUGAAAGCCCCAGGCCGUGUUUGCUAAAACGAUGUCCACACACUCGCUGCACAUGACUACUAAUGUAGGUUGUCGAAGAAACUUUGAACCUUGAGGAGGACGAUUUCCAAGGACGUUGUAAUAAUAGGUCUCAUCCGGAACGUGUCCUCGUUUUUCAUCUCGGGCAUAGAACAAUGGCUGAGCGGUUCCCACGCAGCCUGUAAGGCCAUCUGAUGGUCCUUGCCGUCUGUAAUGACAUCGACAUUGACGGGAAUCGGCAACAGUGUGUAUAUCUAGAAGGGUUCAGGAAAAACAGUGCUCGAAUACAUGGCCUUGUAACGCGACCCGUCAAUCCGCCUGGCGCACAGCUCUGUGUAAUCCGAGGGUCUCGCCAACACGCAUAUUACCGCUGUGCUGGGUGGGGCACUGACUCCACGAAACUGCUCGUCACGUGACAUCGCCCGGGGGUAGAGCACAGAGCGAUGGAAGGAAGGACAGUACUUGUGUUAGCAUGUCUGUUCAGCGUUGUCAGCGUCGGUUCAGCCGGAAUGCCCCCCUCCGCAACCGUCACCACCAUCCCCUACGACUCCAACACGACACCAUCGCUCGGGCAGGAUUUCGAAAUCAAGUGUACCGUCCAAGGUUUUCCUUCGAUCCUUGAGGCAUUCUGGUCGAGGAGACCUGCCCGGGGGAUGGGGAAGCUGGAGCACAUCUUCCCGCAUAGCCUCCCCGACAGUACCACCCAACGGACGACCCCAGCUCCUAAAUACAGCUGGCAGGAAGACACCCGUGACACGAGGUACCAGGUAUUUGUCCUCACCAUUCAAUCUCUGACGUACAACGACGACGGCGACUACGUCUGCGGCAUUUUCUGGGGCAGCUUCAACUUGACGGACAGUUACAGGAUGGCUGUGGAAGGUCGACCCGAUAUUUCUCCAAUGGUGAUGGAGAGGAAUGGCAUCGUGGGGUACCACGAGUUGAUCACGGUGGAGUAUAUCACCCGACCCCGUCUCGACAACGUCACGUGGUACGGCCCCUCCGGUGACAUCCUCGACACCAAUACAUCCAGGGUGUAUGUCACGGAGUCGGGAAGAUUGAAGGGGGCGAUAGUCCUGCACAUCACCAACUUCUCCCGUGACGACAAAGGGACGUACAGCGUGGUUCUCAACAACGACCGCGGCGAAGACCGGGUGGAAUUUGAAUUCAAGGCGGACCCCUUCCUGCAGGUUGUGACCCCCAACGCUACCACCCUACCCUACGGCUCUACCGCCGUCUUCAUCUGCCGCGCCACCAACUUCAGGAGCCAGCCAAUGUUCGUGUGGCACCAUGGAUGGUCGAAGACGGUCCUGUCGAUGGUGCCUGCCACAAGAAGUGUAACCAUGAGAACAGAGAUGAUCCAGACCAGCAACGUUACCACGUGGAUGUCGACGGCGACGAUCCGAGGCAUCAACUUCAACUUCAUCGGCGUCCUUGAGUGUUCAGCGUCCGAGCUCGACGAAGUGUACGUCGACAGUAACACCAUCAACGUGAUUGGGUCGCCGGUGAUCCAGUCCAGUAUGAGGUCCGUGGGGGCGAUGUUGGGGGAGACGGUGGAGUUGCAGUGUAACGUGUCGUCCAACCCGCCCCCGACGCAGCUGCAAUGGCUGUUCAACAGCAACACUAUCAAAUUCCAGCGGUUUGCGACGAAUUGGACUGCACGAGACGUAACUAUGCAGAUGCGUCACGUGGUUGAGGUCACGACAAUAAACGACUUCGGCAUCUAUAUGUGUCAGGUGACCAACAUGUACGGCACCAACGGCUACAGCAUUCACCUCAUCGGGGACAUGUACAGUUGGUGCAAGUUCAAAUGGUGCCCCAAGGACAAGCUGUGUGACGAGGACAGCGCGGCCUGCGUCUGCCCACAAGGACACGCCGAGAACAAGGACGGCGUCUGUAAAGAGUCCGCGCCACAAAAACAGGCCGUGGAGACAUACGUCUGGGGGGUUGUCGGUGCCAGCAGCGUCCUCGUCGUCACUUUGGCCAUGGGCAUCGUCCUGUACGUGUGCUGGAAGAGACGGACAGGCCUGGUGAAGCGGAAACAAGACAGGGCGGAUAUACUUGCACGGACAAAUGCUGCAUACUCGCACGCUCAGUAUGCCACGUCCAACAUCUACGAGAUUAUCACGAGACCCAGUGACGAGUUCCCGCGAGAACGCUUGAGAUUCCUCCAUGCACUUGGAGUUGGCAAGUUUGGCCGAGUGAUGAAAGCGGAAGCUCUUAGCAUCAACCGCACAGGAUCAUGGGAAGACGUUGCGGUCAAAAUGUGUCAAGAGUCCGCGACAGAUCUGGACAAGGAGGAUCUGUACAAUGAGCUCAUCAUCAUCAGGAAGAUCCCCAAACACAUCAACGUCGUCAGCUUCUACGGCGCCUGCACAUACGGAGAGCCUCUCCUUCUAAUCUUGGAGUAUAUUCCCGGCGGGGAUCUGCGCAACUACCUGCGCAGACGCCGCCCUGCCUAUGACAAGACCUGGGAGAGUCCUCUCAGCGUGCAGGAGAGCCCCCUAGCGGUAGAGGAAAUGGUCAAAGGUGAAGAAGACGGAGAGCUGACCGCCAAGGAUCUACUGUCCUUUGCUGUACAGACAGCUCGAGGAAUGCAGCACCUGGAAGCUAACAGUAUUGUGCAUCGUGACGUCGCUGCAAGAAACGUGCUGGUUGGCUACAACUGUGUGUGCAAGAUCUCGGACUUCGGUCUCGCGAGAGAUGUGGAGGGUGUGGACGUGUACGAGAGGACGUCUAAGGGGCCUCUCCCUGUCCGGUGGAUGUCCCCUGAAGCCUUGAUGGAGGGGUUCCACAGUCACAAGGCGGACGUCUGGGCCUUCGGAGUGUUGCUGUGGGAGAUAGUCACACUAGGAGCGAGUCCCUACUCCACGAUGACGCUGCGAGGGGUUAUUGACGCUGUUGUUGCUGGGAAACGCCUGGAGCGACCCCAGUACUGUAUGGACGAACUGUACUCGUUGAUGAGCAAGUGCUGGGAAUUACAGCCUCAAGACCGACCCAGCUUCAAGGAGCUCGUGCAGCACGUGGAAUACCUGCUUGAGAAGGAGGCGGACUACAUACAGCUCGACCAGUUUCAGGAGGCCGUGUACAUGGUGCUGGAGCCAGACUCCCACGACGAGAAGCUAUGAGAGUUAUCGUUCUUGGAUACGAUGGGAUCGCCAUACGAGUCGAACUUGAUUGAGGAGGAACGGUGCGUGUGCGAAGUGACUGAUUGUGAAAAGCAUUGCUAAAUGACGUGUAAGCCUGAACAAUGAGGGUUGCUUAGUUUAGAAGAACCUGCAGCAGUUGUCGUUCUUGGAUAAUAACCCAUCGUUCUACUUAUGAUAUUAUAGUCUCGUAAUUGAGAUAUGUUAUCGUGUACAAUUAUCAAUUAUAGUAAUUGAUAUACAUCACAACUACAAAUGGCAACUUCAAAGUUGUAUUGAGGUCAAGAGGUCACAAGUUAAACUCAGCUCAGAACCCAAUGUCGGGAGUGAUGCCGUUGACAGGUUUUGUCACUUGAAACUUACCCGGCUCAUGUUUAGCACGGCUCUCUAUGUGGAUGUACUGCGGGGGUUCACGGAGGAAGAACAGGAAAGAAAAGAGGAAGACAAUUUAUGUAAAUUAUUUUUGAGAUCAAGUGUCGGUAAGAUGGACUUUGCACCACGAUCUUAAACCGUUUUCACACAUUGGAAUCACGGGUGCCGUGUGUAAAACGUCGACGACAUCGUCUCUGAAGAAUUUGGAUAACCAUCAUCUGUUUGACUCAUAUAUAUACUCUGCCUUAUCAUUGAGGUUAAUAAGGGAUAAACCGGUUUAUGUUCAGUUUCUAAAAGUGUAGUUCAUUUGCAUCUGGAAUGAUCCAUUUUAAACCCACAUUGACUAUUACUUGUCAUGUAUUGCACGUUCAUGGCUAAGCCACUGGUGUUGCGUUCAGGCGUGUGUUUUUUCAAACUUUCAAUCUUGCAUUUUUCGUUGUUUUAAAUAGUCACUGUCCAUUUUUCAUUUUUUAGAAAAAGAUCAGUCGGUGUGAUAUAGGUAUAAACACCGUGUUCUGCAACUGUUAAUCACAUUGUCAACAUACUCAGACCUCUUGACGCUUGUUGGCAUGUGUUCAUGUUUGACACCACACACUAAUGACACCGAGUGUAUGUGGUGAUGUGUGCGUGUUGCAGACUGCACUGUCAGUCAUGGCCGAAAGGAGUGACCCACUUCUCCAGCUGGCGUAGAAGACAGUCCUCCAUACGUUCAUGUCUGUAAUCUAUGUAACCUACACAGGACAUGUUACAUUUCCGCAUGAUUGCAGUAUCACACAACGGGAAACCAUACAGAAUGUCCAUCAUUCAUCACUGUGUGAAACAAUCGUUAAUGCAUGUUGUAAUAUAUGUUGUAAUAGAUGUUGUAAUAUAUGUUGUUAUAAUUGUUGUAAUAUAUGUUGUAAUAUAUUCAUUUAUCAUCCCGACCCGUGAAGAUCCGGGGUAGAAUAGAUCUUUAGCAACCCAUACUUGUCGUAAGAGGCGACUAACUGGAUCGGGUGGUCAGGCUUGCUGACUUGGUUGAUGCAUGUCAUCGUAUCCCACUAU
Molecule: messenger RNA, 4601 nt
Organism: Haliotis rufescens (red abalone)
Lineage: Eukaryota; Metazoa; Mollusca; Gastropoda; Lepetellida; Haliotidae
Product: fibroblast growth factor receptor 3-like
Exons: 21
Coding region: 486-3167 (893 amino acids)
Biological process (GO): positive regulation of kinase activity; multicellular organism development; protein phosphorylation
Cellular component (GO): signaling receptor complex
Molecular function (GO): transmembrane receptor protein tyrosine kinase activity; ATP binding
Source: RefSeq, a predicted model, not a curated record